Messenger RNA from Lymnaea stagnalis (great pond snail), 6740 nucleotides. The record is from the annotation of a GenBank genome assembly. Lineage: Eukaryota; Metazoa; Mollusca; Gastropoda; Lymnaeidae.
UUACAGUUAGCUUAAGUUAGUGUGUUUGUGUAUAGGAAUGUGUUGUCCCGAUAUUGUCAGACAGUGUACACUGACAGGAUCCACUUCAAUGAUGGUGAGUGGAUAAUUUUAAAUUUUCUUUAUAACUGUCCCACUAGUUAAUUUAUUUUGUAAAAAUAAGUCACUCUAUACGCACUUGGCGAAUUGAUAGAUAAAUAUAUGCUCUUUUGAAUGUACACAAUGGCUCUAUAUAACGUGCAGCAAACAUAACAGAACAGCGGCUGCAGAACAAAAGAGACGUGACAGAAAAUCCCUGGUUAACUUUGCAACUGGAGAUGUUACAUCAAUCGCCUGCACUUACUGCACAGGAACAUGUCGUGCCAGAAACGGUCUCAUCAGCCAUCUUCGCACCCACAGCCAAGUUCAAAUCUGGCAUAUACGGUGAUUAAGGAGGUCAUGGUCUAUUUGCAUUAUCGAACUCUAAAUAUUUAGAAGAAUAGAUAAUAUACUAAUAAACAGAAUGAUAAGUGUUCACGAGAAGCGUUACAUGGUUUUUUGACAAGAAGUCAACGGUGUCGGGUUGAGCUCCCGGUAUCGGGUUGAGCUCCCGGUGUCGGGUGGAGCUCCCGGUGUCGGGUGGAGCUCCCGGUAUCGGGUUGAGCUCCCGGUGUCGGGUGGAGCUCCCGGUGUCGGGUGGAGCUCCCGGUGUCGGGUGGAGCUCCCGGUGUCGGGUGGAGCUCCCGGUGUCGGGUUGAGCUCCCGGUGUCGGGUUGAGCUCCCGGUGUCGGGUGGAGCUCCAGGUGUCGGGUGGAGCUCCCGGUGUCGGGUUGAGCUCCCGGUGUCGGGUUGAGCUCCCGGUGUCGGGUGGAGCUCCCGGUGUCGGGUGGAGCUCCCGGUGUCGGGUGGAGCUCCCGGUGUCGGGUUGAGCUGCCGGUGUCGGGUGGAGCUCCCGGUGUCGGGUGGAGCUCCCGGUGUCGGGUUGAGCUCCCGGUGUCGGGUGGAGCUCCCGGUGUCGGGUGGAGCUCUAUGGAUGAAGUCAAAUACAUGUAGACGUAAUUUAAUGGACAUGAGCUUAUUAAUCAGGUAAUGAUCUGUGUCCAUUUUGAUGAGCCAGGUGUUUUAUAAUGGCAGCCUCAUCAGUUUGAGUUAUCUCUUAUCAAAAGGAAAUUCCCAAAACAUUUAUCUUAAAUUAGCUCCCACAUUCUACCGAAUGAUGUAGCAAUAAGAAAAUGUUUAACAAAAAAUAUUUUACAAAAUAUUAUAAUAUCUAUUAAUAAUUAAUUUACAUUUUGAAAACACAUAUAUCGAAACAGAGAAUUACUAAAAAAUAAUAUUUUUGCCGAUUUGUCGCUAUCACAGCCCAAUAACAUUGGAUCACCUAAUUGACUAGUGUGCAACGUUUAAGAUCAGGAAAGGAGAUGUUUAAAUAAAGUAAAUUAACUGUAAAAAUAACUUUAGCUUAUCGUUGUCAUAGCUCUUAGCUGCAUUGACCACCUGACUUUUAAUUCAUUUGUUUUUGUUCUUUUAAUUGUUAUACUGUGGACUUAUUUUAAGAAAAAGAAAUCCAUCGUGGAAUUUGGGAGGGAGGAGGGGGGGUUGACACCGUGCGUUAGCUGCACGAGAAAUACUAACUCUAGCUACGCCACUUGGUGAGAGCACCACUAUGGUGUGGAAGACCGAGGAAAUUCUUACAACUUUUACUACACCUCACUUCUGCUCCCCACUUUCCUUAUUUAACAGGACUCACACCUAUAUUUAACUUAAAGCAAAUUUGUAAAGUCUUCUCAUCCCUUCUUUUAUAAGUUUUCAUUUGCUUAUUUUCUUUGUGUUUGUUCGAAUUAAUAUUUGGUUUUGUUUUUUGCGUAUUUAAAUGGGUUAGCCCAACCUUGCAAAUCCACCCAAAGCACAACCUGGCAAAGCCUCACGAAGCACCGACUGGCAAAGCCUCCCAAAGCACAACCUGGCAAGCAUUUCCCGAAAAACCAACUGGCAAGCCCUUCAAAGCACAAUUUGGCAAAUUCUCCCGAAGCACAACGUGGCAAAACCUCCCGAAGCACGACCUGGCCAAACCUACUGGAGAACAACCUGGCAAAAACCUCCCGGAGCACAACCUGGCAAAACCUCGUGAAGUGCCACCUGGCAAACCCACUCAAAGCGCCAGGAUGGUCGCUAAUGAGCACAUUUUUUUUUUAAAUUCCGUCACACAUCCCCACAAUGAUGGUGAAAUUAAUCUGUUUUAACUCUUCUUCUAGUUUUGAGUGAUUUGUGGAAUAAAGAAAAUAUGUGAGGGUUUAAAAAUUAUUUAUUUUUUAUCACGACUUCAAUAAUUAACAUAAACAGGGAUAAGGGGAUGUGUGUCGAUACAAGACCAAGUCAUUCAAAAGAUCAAGUCAUUCAAAAGAUCAAGUCAUUCAAAAGAUCGAGUCAUUCAAAAGAUCGAGUCAUUCAAAAGAUCGAGUCAUUCAAAAGAUCGAGUCAUUCAAAAGAUCAAGUCAUUCAAAAGAUCAAGUCAUUCAAAAGAUCGAGUCAAUCAAAAGAUCAAGUCAUUCAAAAGAUCGAGUCAUUCAAAAGAUCGAGUCAUUCAAAAGAUCGAGUCAUUCAAGAGAUCAAGUCAUUCAAAAGAUCAAUUCAUUCAAAAGAUCAAGUCAUUCAAAAGAUCGAGUCAUUCAAAAGAUCGAGUCAUUCAAAAGAUCAAGUCAUUCAAAAUAUCAAGUCAUUCAAAAGAUCGAGUCAUUCAAAAGAUCGAGUCAUUCGAAAGAUCGAUUCAUUCAAAAGAUCGAGUCAUUCAAAAGAUCGAGUCAUUCAAAAGAUCGAGUCAUUCAAAAGAUCAAGUCAUUCAAAAGAUCGAGUCAUUCAAAAGAUCAAGUCAUUCAAAAGAUCAAGUCAUUCAAAAGAUCAAGUCAUUCAAAAGAUCGAGUCAUUCAAAAGAUCAAGUCAUUCAAAAGAUCGAGUCAUUCAAAAGAUCAAGUCAUUCAAAAGAUCAAGUCAUUAAAAAGAUCGAGUCAUUCAAAAGAUCAAGUCAUUCAAAAGAUCGAGUCAUUCAAAAGAUCAAGUCAUUCAAAAGAUCGAGUCAUUCAAAAGAUAAAGUCAUUCAAAAGAUCGAGUCAUUCAAAAGAUCGAGUCAUUCAAAAGAUCAAGUCAUUCGAAAGAUCGAUUCAUUCAAAAAAUCGAGUCAUUCAAGAGAUCAAGUCAUUCAAAAGAUCAAUUCAUUCAAAAGAUCAAGUCAUUCAAAAGAUCGAGUCAUUCAAAAGAUCGAGUCAUUCAAAAGAUCGAGUCAUUCAAAAUAUCAAGUCAUUCAAAAGAUCGAGUCAUUCAAAAGAUCGAGUCAUUCGAAAGAUCGAUUCAUUCAAAAGAUCGAGUCAUUCAAAAGAUCGAGUCAUUCAAAAGAUCGAUUCAUUCAAAAGAUCGAGUCAUUCAAAAGAUCGAGUCAUUCAAAAGAUCGAGUCAUUCAAAAGAUCAAGUCAUUCAAAAGAUCGAGUCAUUCAAAAGAUCAAGUCAUUCAAAAGAUCAAGUCAUUCAAAAGAUCAAGUCAUUCAAAAGAUCGAGUCAUUCAAAAGAUCAAGUCAUUCAAAAGAUCGAGUCAUUCAAAAGAUCAAGUCAUUCAAAAGAUCAAGUCAUUAAAAAGAUCGAGUCAUUCAAAAGAUCAAGUCAUUCAAAAGAUCGAGUCAUUCAAAAGAUCAAGUCAUUCAAAAGAUCGAGUCAUUCAAAAAAAAAAUCAUGUUACAUAAAGAAAACGUGGAUUAUGGAUUGUAUCAGAAGUGGAUUUUGUAAAUGACGAUGACCUUGAUGAAAGUUGCAGUUUUGAUUUUAAACAAAUAUUUACAUCAUAAUGUCACCCCACCCCACUUAAAAUCGUUCCGAUUAGAUAAUUUACAUCAAGAACAUCGGACAUUGUGUGUCCCUUUCAAUCAUAAAUCUACUAUAUAAUGUGCAUAUCCAGACAUUCUAGUUGAAUUUGAGAAAUUUUGGUUAAUCAAACUUUAAAGAAAAAUAUAAAGAUUCUAGUAGUAUUAAAAUUGCUACAUGUCAAACUUCUUUUUUCUUUUUAUAAUUUUCCUCUUUCACUAAGAAUAAGAAAAAAAAGAAUCGUAUUUCUAAUUCUAAUUGCGAAGUCCCUCUAUCAAGUCUAAAUUGUUUCCCUUUAAAUGUUUACAUAUACGUGUAACAAUAACCAUUUUAUAUUGUCCCCACUUUCACUAACAUUUGUCUCAUCAGAUGCUGGCUGUCACAAGAUCAUCAAGUCAUUAAUCAUGUCAAGUCAAGGAAACGAUGGAGAGUGUCAGUUAGAAGUGGACUUUGUGGAUGAAGGCGACCUAGAAGGACGUUUCAAAUCAUGUCCGAAAAAUCCUGAUCACAAACAAUUUUUGUCAUUGACAUCUUUAAAAUUAGAUGAUUUACCUGAACAUCACCAGACACCGUGUAGCUUAGAUUUUAUUUAUUAUAUGGCACAGUUCACUGUGAGGUUAGUUGUAGAUUUCAUCAGUCCUGACAGACCAUGUGAUUGUGGACAUGAAAACACAAGUCAAGACAGACAAUGUAAAUGUUUAAGGGGAAAUAUCAGACACGUAGGAAGUGGUUUGGUUACAGGACUGGCUGGACCUGAUCAAAUAAAUCCUGACGUCAGAGACUCCACAAAAUCCUAUUUUAUACUGGUCACAGCCGCACAUGUUAUAUUUGACACAAGUGAAGCCCAGAGGACAGAGAUUGAAUUUUUUUAUGAUGAUCCACAUGACAGGAGUUCUGUGAGAAAAGCUUUUGGUUUGAGAGUUUUAAAUACAAACUUAGAAGCUGACUUUAGUGAAGUGCUCUGUCUUACUGAGGAUCACGUGAUUUCUGAAAAAUUUAAUAAUGGCAUUUUUGGUAAAAUCAAUAAAAUUUCACCACCGAUUUUGUCUCCUAGCGAUUCGUCCGAAAUCGUUCCUCUGAUAGAAAGACCUACAAUUGUAGAGAAAAACGUUCUAAAGGAACAUGAGACAGUGUCUCAGGAUUUAGUUUUUCACAUCUCCCAUCCACACGGGAGAUCAAAGACAGUGACUUUAGGUAACAUUGUUAGUGCAGACACACGUAAUGGACAUUACAAAAUAAUUUAUAGACUGGCAACAUGUCCAGGGUCGUCUGGUGGACCUGUCUUUGUCAUUCCAGCAAAUAUAUAUGGCAUAAACUAUACUUUUAAGAAUGUAGAUGCUAUUUUUAGUGUCCCACACUCAAGACAUCAUGGCAAUGAGUUGAACAAAAGUUCAUCGUGGACUGUGUAUUUUUCUGAUCACUAUGAAUUGACUAAAAAACCUAAGUCGUCUGCGGAAGAUCAAAAUCAUUGUAAUAAAAAUGGAUUUAGGUUAAGUUUAUUGGAUGUUGAAGAUUUGCCAUUAGAAUACCGCAAUUAUCAACAUUUACAUUGUAUUAAAUUUUUCUCUAAAUUUACAGUUGGGAUCCAUUUUUUAAAUGAUUCAACAUUCGAUUCAAAAAACAUGGCAAGUGGAUUUAUUACCAGACUCGCUAACGAUGAUGAUAUAAGACCAGACUUGGAAGACACAAAAAAGACAUAUUUUAUAAUGGCCACAGAUGCACAUAUUAUUUCUGAUACAAGUCAAGCCAAGAAGACAGAGAUUAAUUUCUUAUGUGAUGAUCUGCAAGACAUGAGUUCUGCGAGGAAAGCUUUUGGUUGGAGAGUUUUGAAUUCAUACAAAGCAGCUAAUGUUAUUGAAGUUCUCUGUGUCACCGAAGAUCAAGUUAUAAGUUCAAUGUUAAAGGAACAUUUUUUAGAUCUGUCAACUAGCAAUCCUCAAACUUCUGUUAUUUCUAUGUUAAUGGACCAUUUUGGAAACCACCACUGUUGAAGUCCCAAAAUUGUGUAAGUCAGUUUACAAAAGCUUUGAAGAGAUGUCUUACUGGUUCAAGCGUAAUUUUGGGAGUUACUAGAGAUCAUUUUACUAACGAAAUUAUAGAGAGGGAAUAUUUUCUUUUUGAAGUUUACAUAUGUUUAAACACAGCCUUUGAAAGACUUACUCUCAUAACUUUAUUUAAAGACACCGACAACUUUGCCUCACAUAGUUUGUUACGUGUAUGUGAAGAAGUACAUCAUUUAACAGAUUCUGUAACAUUUAAAUCACAUUUUUUGGAUUAUGUAACGUGUCUUGAUAAUUGUUUGAAAGCCAAAUCAGAUCUGAAAGACAAAUGUUUGUCUUCCUAUUCAAAUCAAAGGCGUACGCAUUUAAUAGAAACCAUUAAAGACACAAGCAAAGAGCUGUUCUGUGAAAUCAUGCAGAGACAAAAAUACAAAAUUAUCUUCCAAAUCUCACACCAUGGAACGAAAGAAAUUUCCUUUGAUAAAGUAAAUCUAACAGAUGGUAAGAGGGCAACCAACAGAUGGUAUGAGCAUAAUAAUUCCCCUGUCUUUACCAUCCAUAGGGACGUCUUAUAUAAGGCUAAUGAAGUUGAGUCGAAUUUGUCUGAUAUAAGUUCGUGGCUUCAUGGCUCUGAAAUUGAUCAAUCUAUCUCUGGAUGGUUCAAUGAAAAGUAUAUUCGGGCAACCAUUUCUUUACUACAUGGCAACAUUGCGAGCCAUCUGAUAAGGUUCUCGGAGGAUCAGCUUUAAACAAAAUUAUCUGACUGACGACAUAAGUACUUUAUUUGUGAUGGCAUGAGACCAAUUUGUAUUUAUGAGGUUCAAAAAACGUUUGAAGAAUUACUCUAGCAAUCUUAUUUACCAAAACUUUUUCUUUUUUGUGAAGUUUUUUUAAAACAGAUGACAAACAAAAAAC